Molecule: messenger RNA, 1354 nt
Organism: Pseudophryne corroboree (corroboree frog)
Lineage: Eukaryota; Metazoa; Chordata; Amphibia; Anura; Myobatrachidae
Gene: GIPR
Product: gastric inhibitory polypeptide receptor
Exons: 12
Coding region: 1-1299 (432 amino acids)
Biological process (GO): cell surface receptor signaling pathway; adenylate cyclase-modulating G protein-coupled receptor signaling pathway
Cellular component (GO): plasma membrane
Molecular function (GO): peptide hormone binding; G protein-coupled peptide receptor activity; gastric inhibitory peptide receptor activity
Source: RefSeq, a predicted model, not a curated record
AUGAUUGAAGCCAUUAAGGAUGUUUUACACAUUUCUGAGAAUGUACGUGAACUGGUGGAGGAAUCUUAUUUUACAGAAAGAGUCUUCUGUAAUCGCACAUUUGACAUGUAUGUAUGCUGGGGGGACGCCGCUGCUAACACAACACAUGCAGAGCCGUGUCCAUCUUACCUGCCCUGGUACCCUCAAGUAAAAGAUGGCUUUGUGUUCCGGCGCUGUGGCCCAGAUGGUCAGUGGGUCCAGGAUGAGACAGACCUGCCAUGGAGAGACCACUCUCAGUGUGAGAAUGUCGACCCAGAACAGGAGCAGUCAGAGAGUCAGGCCUGGAUCCUGUCCCAGCUACGGGUGAUGUACAGCGUGGGGUAUGGCAUCUCGCUGGCUGCGCUCAUUGUGGCGCUGUGUAUCCUCACGCAGCUGAGGCGUCUGCGCUGCACCCGGAAUCUGAUCCACUGCAAUCUGUUUGCAUCAUUCAUCCUGCGCGCUGUAUCGCUGCUGUCACGCGACGCUCUGCAGUGGGGCCAGCACAGUAUGAUACAUGGAGAGGAGGAUGUGACUGCCCUGCUAAGAGAGAGGACACUGGUAGGUUGUCGUGUGGCUCAGACCAUCACACAGUACUGUGUAGCUGCUAAUUACUACUGGCUGCUGGUGGAAGGACUGUACUUACACAACCUUCUGCUCAUGCUGUCCUUCUCAGAAGAAGCUGCGCUGCCACGAUACGCGGUGCUGGGCUGGGGUGCCCCUGUUCUGUUUGUGAUCCCGUGGGUGGUUGUGAGACAGCUCUAUGAAAACACACAAUGUUGGCAGAGAAAUGACAACCGUUCCUAUUGGUGGAUAAUUCGCACUCCCAUCCUCCUGGCCGUGCUGGUGAACUUUAUCAUCUUCCUGCGUAUUCUGCGCAUCCUGGUACUGAAACUCAGAGCAAAUCAGAUGAGGAGGAGUGACCGCAAGUAUAGGUUGGCCAAGUCGACGUUGACCCUGAUUCCACUUCUUGGGAUCCAUGAAGCCGUCUUUAACCUGAUACCGGAGGAGAGUGCGAGGGGUCGGAUCAGAUACAGUAAACUGGGGCUGGAGUUAUUGCUCAGCUCCUUCCAUGGGCUGCUGGUCGCCGUCCUGUACUGUAUCUGCAACAAGGAGGUUCAAGCGGAGCUGCGCCGGAAGAUACAGGACACCUUCAGCGGCAGACACCCCACCUGCGGCCCCCGGUCCCUGCGCCCCCCUCCUAGGAGAACCUGCGGCGCGGAAGAUCUGAUGUCUGACAGUUCCGAGGCCGCCCACCCGGAGCUCCGGACCAGCCAGUGUUAAUCUCCCCCCCCCCACUUAUUAUUAUUGUCUAUUUAUUUAUUUAUAGCUUGUCACA